Messenger RNA from Heteronotia binoei (common prickly gecko), 1332 nucleotides. Its product is annotated as zinc finger protein OZF-like. The annotation marks the transcript as partial. Gene Ontology annotation, biological process: regulation of transcription by RNA polymerase II. Gene Ontology annotation, molecular function: RNA polymerase II cis-regulatory region sequence-specific DNA binding; DNA-binding transcription factor activity. The transcript has 2 exons. The record is from RefSeq and is a predicted model, not a curated record. Lineage: Eukaryota; Metazoa; Chordata; Lepidosauria; Squamata; Gekkonidae.
AUGAAGACAAGUAAAACCAUUCAGUGUGGAAAGUACUUCAAAUAUAGAUCACAGCUUCCUGUGAAGCAAAGAAUACACAGAGGAGAGAAACUUUCAGAGUAUGGAAGGAAAUUCAAUCAGAGUAGAAAUCUCCAACAGCAUAGAAUAUGCAAAGAUGAUAACCGUUUUGAAUGCUCAGAGUGUGGAAAGAGAUUCAAUAGGAAUGGCCAUCUUCAACUGCAUCAAAGAACCCACACAGGAGAGAAACCUUUUGAAUGUUCAGAGUGUGGAAAGAGAUUCAGUCAGAGUGGCAGUCUUCACUCACACCAAAGAACCCACACAGGAGAGAAACCUUUUGAAUGCUUAGAGUGUGGAAAGAGAUUCAGUUGCAGUGGCAAUCUUCAAGAGCAUCAGAGAAUCCACACAGGGGAAAAACCUUUUGAAUGCUCAGAGUGUGGGAAGAGAUUCAGUCAGAGUGGCCAUCUUCAAAAGCAUCAGAGAACCCACACAGGGGAGAAACCUUUUGAAUGUUCAGAGUGUGGAAAGAGAUUCAGUCGGAGUGGCCAUCUUCAAAAGCAUCAGAGAACCCACACAGGGGAGAAACCUUUUGAAUGUUCAGAGUGUGGAAAGAGAUUCAAUCGGAGUGGCCAUCUUCAAGAGCAUCAGAGAAUCCACACAGGGGAAAAACCUUUUGAAUGCUCAGAGUGUGGGAAGAGAUUCAGUCAGAGUGGCCAUCUUCAAAAGCAUCAGAGAACCCACACAGGGGAGAAACCUUUUGAAUGUUCAGAGUGUGGAAAGAGAUUCAGUUGGAGUGGCCAUCUUCAAAAGCAUCAGAGAACCCACACAGGAGAGAAACCUUUUGAAUGUUCAGAAUGUGGGAAAAGAUUUAGUAGACGUGCUCAUCUUCAAAGUCAUCAAAGAAUACACACAGGGGAAAAACCAUUUGAAUGCUCAGAAUGUGGAAAGAGAUUCAGUGAAAGUGGCACUCUUCAAAACCAUCAGAGAAUCCACACAGGGGAGAAACCUUUUGAAUGCUCAGAGUGUGGAAAGAGAUUCAGUCAGAGUGGCGGACUUCAAUCACACCAAAGAACCCACACAGGAGAGAAACCUUUUGAAUGCUCAAGAUGUGGAAAGAGAUUCAGUUCAAAUGGCAAUCUUCAAGAGCAUCAGAGAAUCCACACAGGGGAGAAAACUUUUGAAUGCUCAGAGUGUGGAAAGAGAUUCAGUUGGAGUUCCAGCAUUCAAAAGCAUCAAAGAAUCCAUGCAGCAGAGAAACCUUUUGAAUGUUCAGGUUGUGGAAAGAGAUUCUGUCAGAGUUACAAUCUUCGACGGCAUCAAAGAACCCACACAGGA